Messenger RNA from Abrus precatorius (Indian licorice), 924 nucleotides. RefSeq lists its product as uncharacterized. Lineage: Eukaryota; Viridiplantae; Streptophyta; Magnoliopsida; Fabales; Fabaceae. The transcript is spliced from 6 exons. The record is from RefSeq and is a predicted model, not a curated record. Bases 71 to 829 code for a protein of 252 amino acids. Gene Ontology annotation, biological process: meiotic DNA double-strand break formation.
CGGACCAUUUUAAAAUUCCAAAAUCCCAGUUCUCCUUAACCGCCACUUCCCUCCCCAGACCCCGCGCGCAAUGUCACACUCCGUACAAAAACAGCUUUCCUUCCUUCGCUCCCUUAUCCAAGCCAGAAGUUUCGGCAACACCACGCUCCGAUUUGUCGAAUCGCUUUUGGUCUCUAAGGACGUCAAAUCUUUGGUCGAAGUUCGGUCCAGCUUGACGCAACUCCUCAGAUCUAAUUAUCUCUCCGUCAUUCGAUCCGUCGUUAAAAAAACCAUCCACGACAAGCUUCUCGCUCUCGAUUUCUUUGUCCGCGCUUUCGCUCUCGUAGGAGAUAUACAGAGUUGUUUGGCAUUGAGAUACGAGGCUUUAGUUAUGAGGGAAGUCAAGUCUGCUAGUUGUCAAUGGCUACGAGUUUCGCCUGUGGAAUGGUUACAUUUUGUGGAGGACGCGAUGCACAACGGUUUUCACGCAGUGGGUGUAAAGGCAUGUGAAAAUGCAUUGUCGUGCCUUGGGAAUAAUGAUGAUUUAGAGCCCGGAAGAGACACGGAUUCUGAAAAUUCGAAGGCUAUUAUCAGGGAGAUUAAAAGGCUCAGGAACAAUGCAAUGGCAUCAGUUGCUUCACGAUCUGUUCAGGUGCAGGCAGCAGAGUAUCUAAAAAGGAAAACAACAGAGCGGCAAAAAUCUGACUUUCUCUGCAAAGAAAAACGAUGUCUAGCAAGCACUUCUUUCAGAAAUGGGAUUAAGAGACAGAAUAUACGGAAGUUACAAGAACACCAAAGUCUCCCACAGAUCUGCGGUGAAUUAGAUGGACCGCAUCUAAAUUUGAGUUGAAGCCGAUAGAGCAGACUGCAAGCUUCUCUUCAAGGUUUGUGAUCGAUAGUUGUAAUUGUUGGUUGAUUAUUUCAUACGCUAUCCGCACCUUAGCA